Molecule: messenger RNA, 1694 nt
Organism: Syzygium oleosum
Lineage: Eukaryota; Viridiplantae; Streptophyta; Magnoliopsida; Myrtales; Myrtaceae
Product: pyruvate dehydrogenase E1 component subunit alpha-3, chloroplastic-like
Exons: 3
Coding region: 241-1554 (437 amino acids)
Biological process (GO): pyruvate decarboxylation to acetyl-CoA
Cellular component (GO): intracellular membrane-bounded organelle
Molecular function (GO): pyruvate dehydrogenase (acetyl-transferring) activity
Source: RefSeq, a predicted model, not a curated record
AAAGAGGACCGAUCCAGGCGGUCGUUCCUGUGCCUCCUCCUCUUGUUUUCUCCGCCCACCCCCUUCUCCUCCGUCCUCCUCGUCGUCCUUCCUCCUCCGUCCUCCCUCUUCGUCCUGUAUUAAAAACCGACCCUCCUCCCCAUUUCUUGCGAAAUCGAUCGAGAAGACCCUUCUUCGCACGUCCACCGCAUUUCCCUUCUUCCCUCCCUCCCUCCCUCGCUCCUCCUCCUCCUCGCCACCAUGUCCGCCGCUUCUCUCUCUUCUUCCAUCAGCGUGAUCCGCGCCGCCUCCUUCGCCAACGACAAGCCCGCCCUCGUCUCCAGCGCCAGGCCCCCCUCCUCCGCUUUCCUCGGAUCCUCCGCCGGGCUCCGCUUCGACCCCCUCUCGAGCUCCGCCGCCGGCGCCGGCCUCCGGCCCUCCCCCGUCGUCGCCGCCGCCGCCGCCAAUGUCGUCAAGGAGAAGCAGCCCAGAUCCUCUCCCUCCGGCUCCAACCUGCUGAUCACGAAGGAAGAGGGGUUGGAGUUAUACGAGGACAUGGUCUUGGGGAGGGCGUUUGAGGACAUGUGCGCGCAGAUGUACUACAGGGGCAAGAUGUUCGGCUUCGUCCAUCUCUACAACGGGCAGGAAGCCGUCUCCACGGGCUUCAUCAAGCUCCUGAAGCAGGAGGAUUCCGUGGUCAGCACCUACAGGGACCACGUCCACGCGCUCAGCAAGGGCGUGCCGGCUCGCCAGGUGAUGAGCGAGCUGUUCGGCAAGGAGACGGGCUGCUGCAGAGGCCAAGGGGGCUCCAUGCACAUGUUCUCGAAGGAGCAUAAUUUGAUCGGUGGAUUUGCCUUCAUCGGGGAGGGGAUCCCGAUCGCCACGGGCGCGGCGUUCACGUCCAAGUACAAGAGGGAGGUCUUGAAGGAGGAGGGCUGUGAUCAUGUGACCGUGGCGUUUUUCGGGGAUGGGACUUGUAACAAUGGACAGUUCUUUGAGUGCCUUAACAUGGCUCAGCUGUGGAAGUUGCCUAUCAUUUUUGUUGUGGAGAAUAAUCUGUGGGCAAUUGGUAUGUCCCAUUUGAGAGCUACUUCUGAUCCUCAGAUUUGGAAGAAAGGUCCUGCAUUUGGGAUGCCCGGAGUGCACGUGGAUGGGAUGGAUGUGUUGAAGGUUAGGGAGGUGGCAAAGGAGGCCGUUGAAAGAGCUAGGAGAGGAGAGGGACCUACUCUGGUCGAGUGUGAAACUUACAGGUUUAGAGGACACUCUUUGGCUGAUCCCGAUGAGCUUCGUGAGCCUGCUGAGAAGGCCAAGUAUGCUGCAAGGGAUCCCAUAACAGCCUUGAAGAAGUACAUGAUUGAAAGCAACCUGGUUAGUGAAGCCGAGCUCAAGGCAAUUGACAAGAAAAUCGAUGAGGUUGUUGAAGAUGCUGUGGAAUUUGCGGACGCAAGCCCUCCCCCACCCAGAAGCCAGCUACUGGAGAAUGUGUUUGCAGAUCCUAAGGGAUUCGGUAUUGGCCCCGAUGGAAGGUAUAGAUGUGAGGACCCCAAAUUUACUGAAGGAACCGCCAAGGUGUAGAAGCCUCAUUGGGGUACGGCAGGAUAUUUUUUCUACUAUUACUGCUUCCUGUAUUACUGCAAUCUUUUGAAUAUUUUUAACUAUUGCCAGAGAUGUAAGAAUAAUUAAGUUAUUGCAGUUGAAAUCUUCUGCUUCUGUUU